AUGUCGACGCGCCCAACACGGCGUGCGGCUGCUGCCCGCCGUAAAGUUGUUGAGUCCUCUGACGAAGAGAUGGCCGACGCACCGGCUGUCCAAGAGGAGAGCGGCGACGACUACACACCAGCCCCAGAGCCCGCACCGCGCGCGACGCGCCGCAGGAGAGCGACCUCCAACGAGACGCCCGCCCAGACGACGCCGCCUAAGAGGCCGCGAGGACGUCCGAAGAAGACCGCCACUACAGCCGCCGCGAGCACCUCCUCUGCUGCCGAUACCAGCGAAGCCAUUGAUCCCGACCAGACCGCCGCAUCUGUCGCGUCGGCCGCCACAACAGCGACCAAUGCCGCUGAUGCCGACGAGUCAGUAGCCCCUGCGCCGAAGAGGCGCGGUCGUCCGCGAAAGACGCCUCUGCCAACCAAGCCUACUGCAUCCCAGCCGGCUCCUCAACCGGCUCCUCAACCAGCGCCUCAGCCAACGCCCCAGCCCGAGGCUCAACCUGAGCCCCAACCUGCUCCCCAGCCCACACCACAACCCAAGGACCGGCCUAAGUCUCCCGAACCCGCUCCUGAGCCCGAGGAUGCGCCAACACCCAAGCCGAAACCGCCGCAGACCCCGGCCCCGAGUCGCGCGCUGAACGACAUCACUUACGCCACGGUCAACACGCAGCGGUUCAAGGGCCCCGACGAGAACGACCUGCUCGCGACGGCGGUCAAACCGGUCAAGGCGAUGGACGCGAUCCUGGAGAAGCCAAUGGACAUCAUGCUCAAGUCGCGGAGCUUAGGCGUCCCGCAGCCGCCGGUUGAGGAUACGGGGCCGAAGCCGCGCAUCGUGAUUACGCACCUGGUGCUGACUAACUUCAAGAGUUACGCGGGCAGGCAAGAGGUUGGGCCGUUUCAUCCUUCGUUUACGUCCGUUGUUGGGCCGAACGGGUCUGGCAAGUCGAAUGUUAUUGAUUCGCUGUUGUUUGUGUUCGGUUUUAGGGCCAGCAAGAUGCGCCAGGGAAAAAUUUCGGCGUUGAUUCAUAACUCGGCGCAGUACCCGAACCUGGACUACUGCGAGGUCGCUGUGCACUUCCAUGAGGUGCUGGAUCUGCCUGGCGGAGGCCACGAGGUCGUACCGAAUUCGGAGCUGGUCAUCUCGCGCAAAGCCUUCAAGAACAACUCGAGUUCAUACUUUAUCAACGGCAAGCCGUCCAACUUCACGACCGUCACAACCCUACUGCGUGAGCGCGGCGUCGACCUGGACCACAAGCGUUUCCUCAUCUUGCAGGGUGAGGUCGAGUCUAUCGCGCAGAUGAAGCCUAAGGCGGCCAAUGAACACGAGGACGGUCUGCUUGAGUAUCUGGAGGACAUCAUCGGCACUUCGAAGUACAAGGGGCCCAUCGAGGAGGCGGCGGCCGAAGUUGAGGCACUCAACGAGAUCUGCCUCGAGAAGAGCGGCCGCGUCCAGCACGUCGAGAAGGAGAAGAACAGUCUCGAGGACAAGAAGAAUAAAGCGCUAGCUUAUGUGCGCGACGAGAACGAGCUCGCCAUGAAGAAGAACGCCCUCUACCAGAUUUACGUCAGCGAGUGCCAGGACAAUAUUACUGUCACCGAGGAGGCCAUCAGCCAGAUGCAGGCCGAGCUGGACGCUGAGCUGGAGAAGCAUCAUGGCAGCGAGCAGGUCAUCAAGCAGCUAGAGAAGGCGUAUGCCCGGGGUAGCCGCGAGGUCGAAGCCUUCGAGAAGGAGACGCAGGCCCUGAUAAAGGAGAUGACGCGCUUUGAUCAGGAACGGGUUAAGUUUGAUGAGAAGCGCAAGUUUUUGGCAGAUAAGCGCAAGAAGCUCGAGAAGACCAUCGCCAAUGCUGAGCGGUCUGCUGAAGAGGGAGAGGAGACCAUUGCCCAAUGCACCAAGGAGAUUGAGCGGCGCACGCAGGAGAUUGCCGAGCUCGAGGAGCAGGUCAAACAGGAGGAGGCCGAACUCGCUAGGAUCAGGGAGAGCCUCAAGGGCAAGACGCAGCACCUGUCCGAUCAGAUCGCUGCGAAGCAAAAGUCUCUUGAGCCCUGGAAGGAGAAGAUCAACCAAAAGCAGUCGGCUAUUGCUGUCGCGGAGUCUGAGAUGGCCAUCUUGCGCGAGAAGGCUAAUGCCGGUGCUGUGGCUCUCGAGGAGAUGCAGGCCAAGAUUGCCGCCAUCGAGAAGAGCCAGCAGGCUAAGCAUGAGGAGCUGCAGAAGCUCCAGGUCGAGAAGGCCGCCCUGCAGAAGGAAGGUCGCCGUGCCGUAGCCGAGCUGGAGCGUUUGUCCCAGGAAGAGCCUAAGCUGCGCGCUCAGCUGUCGAACGCGCGGCAGAAAGCUGACGAGGCACGCUCGAACUUGGCCGCCCAGCAGACGCAGAGCAGCGUGCUUCAGGCGCUGAUGCGCAUGAAGGAGUCCGGCCGUAUCGAAGGCUUCCAUGGGCGCCUGGGUAACCUCGGUACCAUCGACCAGAUGUACGAUGUGGCUAUUUCGACCGCCUGCCCGCAGCUUGACAACUUCGUCACCGAGACGGUCGAGGCCGGUCAACAAUGUAUCGAGUACCUGCGCAAGACGAAUCUCGGCCGUGGUAACUUCAUCUGCCUGGACAAGCUGCGCGUGCGGGACAUGUCGCCGAUCCAGACUCCUGAGAACGCCCCCCGCCUCUUCGACCUCGUCAAGCCCAAGGAUCCCAAGUUCCGGCCCGCCUUCUACCAUGCCCUGCAAGACACUCUUGUAGCCAAGGACCUCGCCCAAGCAAACCGCAUUGCCUAUGGUGCCAAGCGCUGGCGCGUUGUGACCCUCGCCGGCGAACUGAUCGACAAGUCGGGCACCAUGUCCGGCGGUGGCACGACAGUCAAGCGCGGACUGAUGUCCUCGCGUCUGGUGGCCGACACCACCAAGGAGCAAGUCACCAAACUGGAGGCCGACCGUGAUACCCUCGAACAAGCCUUCCAGGAGCACCAGGACCGCAUGCGCGAGCUGGAGAACCGCAUCCGCUCGCUCAAGGAGCAGAUCCCGGAAAUUGAUACGCGCAUGCAGAAGAUUAACCUCGAGAUCGAGAGUUCGGAGAGGAAUCUGGCUGAUGCCCAGCGCCGGAUCAAGGAGCUUGCGCGCGAGCACCAGCCGUCGCAGAGCGAUGAUACUCGGAUGGCGGUGCUGGAACGGGAGAUUGCUAAGCUAAGGAGGGAGGUUGAGAAGUUGCAUGGAGAGACGCAGAGCGUGGAGGAUGAGAUCAAAGAGCUGCAGGACCGGAUCAUGGAGGUCGGUGGCGAGAAGCUGCGGGCCAAGCGCGCGAGGAUCGAUGAGCUCAAGGCCGAGAUUGCCGAGCAGAACGAGGCUGUUUCCGAGGCCGAGGUGCGCAAGGCUAAGGCCGAGAAGCAGAGAGUUAAGCUCGAGAGGGACCACGCCAAGGCGUCUAAGGAGCUGGAGGCGGCCAUUCGCGAGUCAGAGAGGCUCGAGGAGGAGAUCCAGAGUCAGGGCGAUCGGGCGGAGUCGUUGAAGAGCAAGGUUGAGGAGGCCAAGGAGGCGCUCGCGGCUAAGAAGAAGGAGCUCGCGCAGGUCAAGGCUGAGUUGGAUGAGAAGACGGCUGAGCUGAAUGCUACUCGUGCUGUUGAGAUCGAGAUGCGCAACAAGCUCGAGGAGAGUCAUAAGAUUCUGGCGGAUAACCAGAAGAAGCUCAAGCACUGGGAGCACAUGCUCUCAAAGCUGACCCUCACUAACAUUGAGGAUCUCGAGGGCGGUAGCAGCCAGCCUACUCAACCUGCUCAGCCUCCAGCCCCUGCUCAACAAGAGCCUCCGCAAUCGCAACGAAGCCAGGACGAGGACUCUGACGUGGAGAUGACUGACGUCGACCUUGAAGAGGAACAAGCCCAGGGAGCCGAGCCCGAAGGCAACUCUGUCGUCAACGAAACAACCAUUGGCCCGGGCCGCGCCGCCCCUCUGCAGUUCCCGCGCUACACCAAGGACGAGCUGGCCGACAUGGACAAGGAACGUCUCAAGGGCGAGAUUGCCGCGCUCGAGGAAAAGACGCAGAACACACAGGUCGACCUCAGCGUGCUGGCCGAGUAUCGUCGGCGUGUCGAGGAAUAUGCCGCGCGCUCGUCCGACCUGGCUACAGCCGUUGCCCAGCGUGACGCCGCCAAGAAGAGGUGUGAUGAGCUCCGGAGGAUGAGGCUGGAGGGCUUCAUGGAGGGGUUCAGCACUAUUUCGUUGAGGCUCAAGGAGAUGUAUCAGAUGAUUACCAUGGGUGGCAAUGCUGAGCUCGAGCUGGUUGACUCGCUCGAUCCGUUCAGCGAGGGUAUCCUUUUCAGUGUCAUGCCGCCCAAGAAGAGCUGGAAGAAUAUCAGCAACCUCAGUGGUGGUGAGAAGACGCUCAGCUCGUUGGCGCUGGUGUUUGCCCUGCACCAUUACAAGCCCACGCCGUUAUACGUCAUGGACGAGAUUGAUGCGGCGUUGGAUUUCCGCAAUGUGUCCAUCGUGGCCAACUACAUCAAGGAACGCACGCGCAACGCGCAGUUUAUCGUCAUCUCGCUGCGCAACAACAUGUUCGAGCUCGCCUCCCGCCUCGUCGGUGUCUACAAGGUCAACCACAUGACCAAGAGCGUCACCAUCGACAACAAGGACUACGUCAUUGGCCGGGCGCCCCCUCGCGACCAACAACAACAACAACAACAACAGCAGCAGCAGCAGCAGCAGAAGGCUUACGGUCCGCAUCCGCCCCCGAGCCAGAUCGGCAUGACACCUGCCCCACAUAGGAUGAUGAUGAUCCCGCCGUCCACGGUUAAGCCGCCGUUAUCGUCGAUGUUUUUCCGUUUCUUUGGUGGUGGCGGGAGUCAGCAGCCGCAGCCAAGUCGGUCUCAGCAGCAACAUCAGCAGAAUUUGCUACAGGUUCGUAGUCGUCACCCAGAUCCCUUGAGUACUCCGUCAGCAACACCCCGACCGCAUCAACCCAUCCAGAGAGGGAACAACGGCACCUCUGAUAAUGAUGACUCAAGUGAUGUUACUGUUCUGACGCACCGUCCGAGAUGA
This is a messenger RNA of Thermochaetoides thermophila DSM 1495, 5013 nucleotides long. RefSeq lists its product as uncharacterized. NCBI's taxonomy places the organism in Eukaryota, Fungi, Ascomycota, Sordariomycetes, Sordariales, Chaetomiaceae. The coding region runs from base 1 to 5013 and encodes 1670 amino acids. Gene Ontology annotation, cellular component: chromosome. Gene Ontology annotation, biological process: regulation of DNA-templated transcription; mitotic chromosome condensation. Gene Ontology annotation, molecular function: ATP binding; protein binding; DNA binding. The record is from RefSeq and is a predicted model, not a curated record. The transcript has 2 exons.